AUGGCGUGGUGGAGUAUGGAUGUGAUGUUCAACACAUGGCACACAGAGCCAAGGCGGAGGUGGCAGACAGAUAAAACUGGCUAUCUCAGAAGCCAAGCCAAGAGCAAGAAAGCAGAGGCAUUUAGACGAAAGCACAAUGUCGACUCGUGCAACUCGCUUCCACCUUAUACCGCAUCCUACCGACUAGCCCUCCUCAGUGCCAUUGCUUUAGCCGACGAUUUACUUUCACACAGUACCGACGUUUUGGGAUACGGCAGUCUUCCUCCCACAUACGAUGAUGCCAUCAACGAUCUACCACCGGAAUACUCAACACUACCUGAACAGGCCGAAGCGAAACCUUCCAGUCCUGAAUCUGCGCCACCCCGACCAUGUCGCAAGUCUUACCAAGACCAGAAGAAAUCACCGGUUUCAUCCUUGAUCGACUUCGACGGUAGUUCUACCUUCCGCCAACAUGGCAAAAAACAGAAAGCGAAAUUAGCGGCGAAAAGUACACCAGCGGGCGGUGCACCUGCUGGCAAUGGCGGCGGUGGAAAAAAGGACGACGAGCCCGCAGGUGGUGGAGACAAAGCAGGGGGUAAUGGGGCUGGCAGCGGAGGUGGAGAUGAUAAUGGCGGCGGCGGAGGAGGUGAUGGUAAUGAGGAACCUUGGGACGAUUUCACGACCAGCACCAGCAAGAAGAAGAAAAGCAAGAAGAAGGAGGAGGAAGAGGAAAGGAAGAAAAAGGAGGAAGAAGCGGCAGCCGCUAAUUCGGGUGGCAACAACCUCAGUUGGGCGGACGAUCUCGAGGGUGGAAACGGGGAUGAUACAUGGGCUGGGUUUACUUCGGUGUCAAAAAAUGACAAGAAGAAAAAGGACCUGCUUGGCUCAGACUCGGCUGAUGGCCAGAACAACAAUUUUCAAGAAAUUAACUUGGACGACGGCGCUCCCCAACUCGACCUGAGUUUCGAUUCGACCAAAGGUGCACCAGGCGGAGGCGGUAUUAGCUUCGGAGGUUGGGGAAAAGAUUGGAAUACUGGUGGCAACAAAUGGGGUCUCAAUUCACUCGACAAUAACUCUAAUCCUGCGGCCAAGGAACAGCCAGUCAAGGAGGAUAACCCUUGGAGCGUUGGGGGUUUGAAGAAGACAAAAAAGACGACAUCCUCGGGUUUCGACUUCGGGGACCUCGGUGCCCCUGGUGGUGGCGAUCUUGGCGGUUCAAAGGAGAAGAACGAAGAUGACGGCUGGGGCUCUCUCGUGGGCAAGAAAGAUAAGAAGAAGAAAGGUGCUAUCGAGGAGCUCGGACCAGAGCCAGGAUCUGCUGAUAACUGGGGACCAUGGGGAGAAAAAAAUACAAAGGAGGACCCAGUCCCUGCAGCUGAUUCAAGCCCAGGUAGUCAGGAUGUGUGGUCCCCUUGGUCGAAGGAUAAGAAAAAGAAAGGCACCAAAGGAGUUGAGAGCGCAAAGCCAGCUGAGACUGACGACAUUUGGGCUGCGCUGACCAAAACUAGCAGCAAGAAAGAGACUCUCGAGCCACCUGCACCCGAACCAGUCAUUGACAACGUUUGGGCUGUCCCCGCAAAGAAAGACAAGAAAAAGUCAACGAAAAAGGGGUUGGAUCCUGAGCCAGCACCGGGCAACACCGAUGAUGCCUGGGCUGCUUUUGAAUCUAAAGACAAGAAAGACGUGAACGAGACUGCCGAAACUGAAGAAUCUGGAUGGGGCUGGGGGCUUUCUUCGAAGAAGAAAGAUAAAGCCAAAGCAGAGGAGCCUGCUGCGGACGUGGGUGGUGACAAGGACUGGUUCGGCGGGUGGACUACCGGUAAAAAGAAAAACGGUCUUCUGAGUGAUAUCGCUUCAUUCGUCACUGAUCGUGCACCGGAACCAGAACCUGCGCCGGAGCCUCCCAAGAAUCAUGAGUUUUGGGACGACUGGGACACAUUGACACCACUGCAACGCAGGAAAAAGGAGAGGGAAGCCACCAAGAAGGGAAUACCAGCUCGCAUAGAGAUACCGGAUCCGGUUCCUGAGCCCGAACCCGAACCUGAACCUGAACCCGAGCCUGAGCCCGAGCCUCCUAAGAAUCAUGAGUUUUGGGACGACUGGGACACAUUGACGCCACUACAACGCAGGAAAAAGGAGAGGGAAGCCACCAAGAAGGGAAUCCCGGCUCGUAUAGAGAUACCAGAUCCAAUCCCCGAACCCGAGCCCGAGCCCGAGCCUGAACCUGUCCCUGAACCUGAACCCGAACCUGAGAAACCGAAAAACCAUGAGUUUUGGGAUGGGUGGGAUUUAUGGACGCCUGCGAUGCGUAGGAAGAAAGAGAAGGAAGCUAUCAAGAAGAAUAUACCGGCUCGCAUUGAACUUCCUCCUGAACCGGAGCCGGAACCAGAACCAGAGCCUGAGCCUGAGCCUGAGCCUGAGCCUGAGCCUGAGCCUGAGCCUGAGCCUGAACCCGAACCUGAGAAACCGAAAAACCAUGAGUUUUGGGACGGGUGGGAUUUAUGGACGCCUGCAAUGCAGAAGAGGAAAGAGAAAGAAGCUGUCAAGAAAGGCAUACCGGCCCGUAUCGAGAUUCUCCCUGAACCAGAACCAGAACCCGAGCCGGAGCCUGAGCCGGAGCCCGAACCCGAACCUGAGAAACCAAAAAACCAUAAAUUCUGGGAUGGGUGGGAUGGCUGGUCUUCCUCACAACGCAAGAAAAAGGAAAGGGAAGCAAUCAAAAUGGGUAUACCAGCUCGCAUGGAGAUUCCUCCUGAACCAGAACCUGAACCAGAGCCUGAGCCUGAGCCUGUACCUGAGCCUGUACCUGAGCCUGAGAAACCGAAAAAUCAUGAGUUCUGGGAUGGGUGGGAUGGCUGGUCUUCCUCACAACGUAAGAAAAAGGAAAGGGAAGCCAUCAAGAUGGGUAUACCAGCUCGCAUGGAGAUUCCUCCUGAACCAGAACCUGAACCAGAACCUGAGCCUGUACCCGAACCUGAGAAACCAAAAAAUCAUGAGUUCUGGGAUGGGUGGGAUGGCUGGUCUUCCUCACAACGCAAGAAAAAGGAAAGGGAAGCAAUCAAGAUGGGUAUACCAGCUCGCAUGGAGAUUCCUCCUGAACCAGAACCAGAACCUGAACCAGAGCCUGAGCCUGAGCCUGUACCUGAGCCUGUACCUGAGCCUGAGAAACCGAAAAAUCAUGAGUUCUGGGAUGGGUGGGAUGGCUGGUCUUCCUCACAACGUAAGAAAAAGGAAAGGGAAGCAAUCAAGAUGGGUAUACCAGCUCGCAUGGAGAUUCCUCCUGAACCAGAACCAGAACCUGAACCAGAGCCUGAGCCUGAGCCUGUACCUGAACCUGAACCUGAGCCAGAGAAGCUGAAAAACCACGAGUUCUGGGAUGGGGAAGCUAUAAAGAUGGGUAUCCCUGCGCGAAUCGAGAUUCCACCAGAACCUGAGCCUGAACCUGAGCUUGAACCUGAGCCAGAGCCAAUCCGCAAUCAUGAGUUUUGGGAUGGAUGGAAUGACUGGUCUUCUUCGCAACGCAAGAAAAAGGAAAAGGAGGCUAUAAAGAUGGGUAUCCCUGCGCGAAUCGAAAUCUCACCAGAACCUGAGCCUGAGCCAGAGCCGGAGCCCGAACCUGAGCCGAUCCGUAAUCAUGAGUUUUGGGAUGGAUGGGAUGGCUGGUCUUCUUCGCAACGCAAGAAAAAGGAAAAAGAAGCUAUAAAGAUGGGUAUCCCUGCGCGAAUCGAGAUUACACCUGAGCCAGAACCUGAGCCGGAACCAGCGCCUUUUAAAAACCACGAGUUUUGGGACGACUGGGAGAAAUGGUCAUCCAAAGAGCGCAAGAAGAAGGAGAAAGAGGCAGACCAAAAGGGAAUACCACCACGACAAGAGAUACCUGUUGUUCCUGACCCAGAGCCUGAGCUUAUUGAACCCGAACCUGAGCCGGAGCCAGAACCAGAGCCAGAACCAGAACCAGUGCCAAAGAACCACAAAUUCUGGGAUGGAUGGGAUAUUUGGUCUUCUAAAGAACGCAAGAAAAAAGAAAAGGAGGCCAAUGCAAAAGGAAUCCCACCACGAAUCGAGCGUCCACCGGAACCGGAACCGGAACCGGAACCAGAGCCUGAGCCAGAACCUGAACCUGAACCUGAGCCGAUCCACAACCAUGAGUUCUGGGAUGGAUGGGACGAUUGGAGUUCUAAAGACCGCAAGAGGAAGGAAAAAGAAGCCAAAUUAAAAGGAAUUCCACCUCGAAGAGAACUCCCUAUCGUCGAGAUCCCCCCCGAGGCACCCGAGGUCCCAAGCAUGGAACCUGAAGCGAUUGUAGAGGAUCCAAAGGAUGAUUUCUGGGCUGGAUGGGAUACAUGGACGUCCUCAGAACGGAAGAGGAAAGAAAAGGAAGCGAAGAAGAAAGGAAUUCCAGCGCGCGGGGAAGCUCCAGUUAUGGAUUCACUGCUCGAAGCUCCACCUCCUCCUGCUCCUACUCCUCCUGCUCAAGGACUUACGCCAGAGCCAGAAUUGGAUGAUCUUCUAGAUGACGAUCCUUGGGGUGGUUUCACUACUAAGACGACCAAAUCCAAGAAAGGCGUUCUUUCAAAGGCGGCGAAACUCGAGGAUACCAAACCUGUAGUCGAAGAGACUCCUGCCAAAACAGUAAGAGGUUUCUGGUCAUCUUUCGGUACUACGGCGACUACAAAGACCAAAGCAAAAGAAGAGAAGCCGAAGGAAAGUCCUCUCGAAGAUCUCCUUAUAGAUGUUGAAGCCGCCCCAGAAGCGCCAGAAGCACCCUUAUUGGAUGACCUAAUCGCGCCAGCCGCACCCCCGCCCAAAGCCACGUCCAAGGUGACAAGUAAGUCGACCGGUAGACUCUCUGUUGCUGAGCGCAUCGAGGCCCUGGAAAAGCAGAAGCGAGAAAAGAGAGAACGAGAGAAGAACCCUACCAAAGAGCUACUAGUUGAGGAAGAAGCUCCUCCACCUCCACCCCCCGAGCCUGUCCCCGAAGACCCGCCACCGAAAAAGAGCGCCAAGGCGAAGUUGAUGAAGUCGUCGACAAGUAGGAAAGAAGUACUCAGGCAACCAACACCAGAGCCGCUGGAAGAAAAGAUCUCACGCGAUUCCAUUCCGGGCAGCUUUCCAGAACCUGAACCUGAACCUGAACCUGAGCCAGAACCGGAGCCGGAGCCGGUGGCCCCACCUGAGCCAGAGAAACCGUCCAAAAAGAGUAAGAAAUCGACCGGUUUGAAGAAGUCCAAAGCCGCAAAACGUGAACCUUCUCCUAAGCCGAUGGAAGAACCUCUCGUGGAUAUUUCACCGGCAGAAGAUCCUGCCACCGAAGACGUCACCGUCGAUCCCAGCCCUCCUACGCCACCUCCUGAGCCGUCGACCAAGUCCUCCAAGAAAGAGCGUACAAAGAUUGAUCGCACUACAGGGGGUUCAUGGGCACUCUGGGGUGCGACACCGCCGCCCAAGAAGUCUGCGAAAAAAUCAAGCCGAGCAGAGAAAGACAGCCAACCGCCUCCUCCAGAAGAAGCUUCGGAAGAGCCAAGAUCGAAGCCAGAGCCAGCAAGACGCCGUAAAGUGCGCGAGUCCCAAAAUGAGACAGAAAAGUCAUCAUCAUCCGACAAAGACAAGAACUCGGAGAGCAAGCGUUCUGGCCGAGCUGGUACGGGUUUCUCUAAUUUCAUUCUUGGUGGCGCGCCGCCUCCUUCCAAAGCCAAACCGGUUCGGAAAUCAGGCCCUUCGCAACCGGUAUCUAGACGCCAAUCAGUCGAUGUUGAAGACUCUGGACUCAUUUCCCCACCUCCCGACGACAAGCCAGAAAUAUCUGAUAAAGCCGCCAAAUUGAUGGGUAUCAAGCCAUCCAAAAGUGGACGGGAGAGAUCUGGAACGAAGAAGCGACGGAGUGUUCGCGAUCCUUACGCAAUCGAUGUUGAAGAUGAAGACCUCGUCAUGGUAGAUGGUGAAGCCGAGACUGAGAACGCCGAAGAACCCAAGCGCCCCAAAUCAAAGUCCAAGCGAAUACCUAAGGACAAGGGCAUUGAAGAGGACCCCGUCAUAGUCGACGCUGAACAGAGUCCACCCAGUGCCGAAGUUGUCUCCGGUCCAGAUGAUCUGGCAUUUGUUGAGCCAGCUUCUAAGGAAUCUCGGGAACGUCGUUCGAGAAAGUCGGCGGCCCCUGCCCCAAAGAAACCCGAAGGCGGAGGUUUGAUGAGCUUGUUUGGUUCGUUAAGGAAGCCGACCCGACCAGAUCGACCAGAUCCUCAGCGACGCAAAUCUCGAACUCGUCGCGAAGAUAACACGGAGACAGAGAGGGAGGAUAAACGUGUCAAGCGUGAACGACGUCGAUCCGUGAAACCAGAUACUGAUGUUGAAGGCUUUACUACCGAUGCUGGUCCUGUCAUCGGGGAUGCUGAGGCAACGGACGCCGAGGCUCGCAAAGCAGAACGUAGAGCACGUCGAAAGGCAGCCGAGGAAAAGGCUCGUGAAGCUGAGGUUAAAGAAGCGGAAGAACGCCGGGUUCGCAAAGAAAGGGCGCGGGAGCAACGUGAGAAGCGCCUUCGUGAGGAAGAGGAACGGGAAGCGCAACGCCGUGAAGAGAAACGAGCCCGACGUGCAGCACGUGAGGAGCGACGCGCCAAAGAGGAGCAAGAAGCACAGGAAGCCAACUUGCGUGCCGAAGAAAAGGCAGCUGAGCGACGUGAAAAACGACGAACUCGUGAUGCCGGAGAUAUGAAUGGAGGAGUAUCCAGACGUGUUUCCAAAUCAGAGCGACGUCGCCCAGAACGCCGUCAAGAAGAAGAUCCUGCAAAGAGAGAGGAACCUCCUCGACCUUCUCGCCGCAAAUCAGUAGCACCAGAACCAGCAGAGCCACCGCGUUAUGGAGUACCUGGCAAAGAGAAAACAUCCUCGUGGGUCAACUCCCAGGUCAUGGACCCUCCUGAGGCUCCUCCUAUUGUUCCAACUGUUUUGGACAUGCCUCCUGGCGGCGAGAACGGCUACGCGAAUUCUCUAUCUUCCGAUGAGGAAGCAAGACGCAGGAUACGUCGCCAGGCACGUCGGCGUUCCAAGUAUCCUGGUAUGACCGACGAAGAAACCGGAGACAUGCGCACUGGACGUGGAGAAGGUCGGAGAGGUAUAAAGAGUAGCUCUGGAAGUGGCGAUUAUGAGCGCAGCAGACCUCGAGAGGUCCCAACACGCGCACCCAGUUCCAAGAGGACAAGUUGGUUCAAAAAAUUGACAACUCUGUGA
Talaromyces rugulosus is the source of this 7206-nucleotide messenger RNA. RefSeq lists its product as uncharacterized. The coding region runs from base 1 to 7206 and encodes 2401 amino acids. Lineage: Eukaryota; Fungi; Ascomycota; Eurotiomycetes; Eurotiales; Trichocomaceae. The record is from RefSeq and is a predicted model, not a curated record. The transcript is spliced from 7 exons.